AUGAGGCCCAAGCCAAUGCGAUCCUCGGCGCCAAGCCUUGCGGAUCGUCUGGAGGAUCCCGGAUUAUUAAUUACCGGAAAUCAGAUUCUUGACGCCUCUUUAGGAAAGAAAUCGAUAUCUGCAGGCAGCCAGCCAGGCACAAGGCUGUCCCCGUCCUACUGUGUACGGUACUUUGGUGAUACCCGGCGUAUUCAAAUGUCUACCAGUAUUGCAAAGGACAGCAUGUUUACACGGAAAAGGGAGACAAAUGUUCCUUUGUCCCGACAUCAUUUCCGAGGAGAUGACACCCACCCACGAAGAUCAAUAUGGGUGGUUGGUGGUUGGGCAGACACACAAAAGUCCGACCAACCCCCGUCUCCCACAAUAAUGAUGCUAAUCGGUGAUGGUAAUUGCAACCACCAAAGUUACGGUGUGACGGGGGAGAAUGGGGAAGGAGACAUUCUGCCGCUACCUCUUUGGGACACUGGCGGUUCCAGAAGUUACCUUUGUUUCCCCGUUAUCUGCCUUUUCUGGAUUUCCUGGUUUGAGAUCAUUACUACACAGUUCUUCCCUUGUGCCGCUGACUGUCCUGGGCUUGGCUCGUCUUAUCCUCUCCCUCUCUCUGCCUCCCUCCCUGCUUCUUUGGUUCCUUUGGAUCUUCUCCUUGUCUACUAUCUUUUCAUCAUCCUCGUCUUCGUCGUCUCCCUACUGUCCUCUCUAAACUCGUUCCGGUGGACAUCUGCCUCACUUGCCGUCCCCAUCUCUCUCGCUACCUGCAAUAGUCGCGUGCCUGCAUACGGACCCAGCCGUCUUCCGCAUUUGGCAUCCUUCCGCUCGGCUGGGUCUCUGGCCAGUGCCAACACAGCAAGUGUGUUGUUGCUAAUAGCCGAUCUGCUCAGACUACUAGACUAUAUCUAUCAGAUAUACUCCCGCUGGGGAACUGCCCACUGGACGUUCCCCUCCCUCCUCUUCUGCUCUCGUGCUCUCUUCCCAUCCAUGUAUCUCGCUCAGACUCUCGACCAGAGCGCCUCGACAGGCCUAGGACGCCUUAUCAAACAGUUUUGCCGUGGAUUUAAAUUGUGA
This is a messenger RNA of Aspergillus niger, 1062 nucleotides long. RefSeq lists its product as hypothetical. The record is from RefSeq and is a predicted model, not a curated record. The coding region runs from base 1 to 1062 and encodes 353 amino acids. NCBI's taxonomy places the organism in Eukaryota, Fungi, Ascomycota, Eurotiomycetes, Eurotiales, Aspergillaceae. The transcript has 3 exons.